This is a messenger RNA of Musca vetustissima, 3722 nucleotides long. RefSeq lists its product as uncharacterized. Lineage: Eukaryota; Metazoa; Arthropoda; Insecta; Diptera; Muscidae. The annotation marks the transcript as partial. The transcript is spliced from 4 exons. The record is from RefSeq and is a predicted model, not a curated record.
AAAAUGUUCCUGUAGAAAUGGCCAAAAUUUCACGACGUGCUGUGGCCUCGUCGUCGUCAUCGUCUUCAUCAUCCACGCCAUCAACUCCCAACGCUGUUGAUACAUCCGCAUUAUCGUCUACUUCGGCCACAUAUUCUGCGUCCAUUACGAAUUUAUCGCCGCCAUCCGAACCGACUGCAUCUGCCACGGAAAAUCGCCUAAAUGCCAAUAACAAUCUUAUAAAUGGUCGAAAAACGAUACGUUCCAUUCCCAAUUCAGGGAUUUCAUCAUCUCGCUUCAUUGACACUUCUUUGGAUAAUGGUCGAGAUGGUUAUGGUAGCAGUGGUGAAACGGUGGCCAGUGCAACAGUGGAUCCGCUACGAAAUGAUGGUCCAAAAUUUACCACAACUGCACACAGGAAUGUCUAUGCUUAUACAACAACAACGACUGGACCCAAUAAACAUGCACCAUAUACUGCCUCGCCAAUGCCUCCGGAUAAAUACAAUCAAACAGCCCCAACUCCCACACUUAGCCCUCGUGAACUUAUACGUGCCCAAUUCUUUGCCACAUACGAUGUCAUGACUGGUGUACGCAUAGCCGCAACCCUGGGUGGAUUCUUUGGUCUUAUGGUGUUCCUGAUAGUCUAUAAAAGUCGCAGUAGUUCCAAUGAAACUUUGAAAGUGUUAAAGGAUCCCAAAAUGGCAGCUGUGGCCGCCGUAUGCAUGCAAGAGGAAGAAGAACGUGAAAUCCAAGAAGCCAUGGUCGCAACCGGAAUGUCCAUAUAUCCCGAUGAAUAUGAUGCCAUCUUGUAUAGACGUCAACGUAUGCUCUCUUUGGGUAAUGUCAGUGCUCCACCGAUGUUGAAUCGUGGUUUUCGCUUCUCAUCGGUGGGUGGUGGUUACAGUAGCCUAUUGGAACCGCCACGACGUUUUUCAUUUUCCUCAGCCUCGGGUGCAUUGAGUAUAGGUGGCGCCAACUAUGCCGGAAGUCGCAGACGAAGUGGUUCGGACACUUCGCGUAUCUUUAGUAAUUACCCUAUGGGUAGUAGUUUUGGUACCGAUGAUUAUUUCGUGGAGACCGAUGAUGAGUUCGAUAAUGGCGACUUCCAGCAAAGGGUGAUGGCAUCUACACUGGGCGAAGAGGUGGUGGGGAAACAUCAGCACAAACGAAGUGAUUCAACCAAAAGCAAACAUGGGUUUCUUGAAGUGCCGUUAAUGGGUCAAGAUUCACGUCGCAGCAGUGCCAUGACAUGCUGUAGCACUGACAGUUCUUACCUAGAGAGACGUUGUUCUGCCUUUACAUUGGGUUUGUCAAACCUGCCGCCUUCAUUACAGCGAAAAUGUUCAACAGCAUCCCGGGCUUCGAGCACCGAAAUGUGGGAUUACUACUAUCCCGACAUUCAGGUGAUACAGCCCACACCCAAACCAUCACCAUUGUCCUCGGAACGUAGUAUCUAUGAACAAUUGCAGCAACAGACUCAGGCCACGAAAUCAGGAACUGGAACAACGACUUUAGCAGCGGGAGCUGUGGCCACGCCAGCUCCAUUGCAUAUGGAGACCACGCUGAAAGGUUUAUCAACGGUUACAACCACGGCUGCCAGCAGUGGUAAAUUGGCCAAACCGGUAACCUCUCUAACUACUGCCAAUGGCAAAACAACGGACAAAUCCGGUGGAGGUGUAUCACCUUCACAGAAAUUUAUACGCAAGCAUAGCAUUGCCUACUACGAUCCGGAGAGUGCCCAGUCGGGGCGUAAACAACAAAUACACUCCAUAAGUGCUGAUACGGUCGAUGUGUAUCCCUACAAUCAACCACUGACUGAGAGAAGCAUCUAUGAUGCGACAACGCCGGCACAAUCGGCACCACCGGUGGGGGUGCAUCAGGGCUUUCGUUUCACCGACUCGCCAACGGAGGAAUUGCGUUUAAAUGUUCGACGCAAAAUAGCGGUGGUAGAAUUGCCGCGCAUACCCUAUCCCGAACAGGAUACACCGCCAAGUUUGGCAGCAGCGUCAGCAUUAACCUACGACAACAACAAUAGCUUCCCCUAUACAAAUUCGGCAGCUGCCAAGGCGGCGGCCAAUGCCAAUUCCAGCAGUAUUAGCAUAGACAGUACACCGCUAAGCAUUGACAAGCUCAAUGGUAGCGGUAGCUUGGGUACAGUGUCGGCCAAGGCAUUGUUCAAUGCCGAGCGACGGGCACCACUGGCCUCGUUAAGUUCCUUUAAGAUCUCAUCACUGGAAUAUCAGGAUUCCGAAGCCCGCUCCAUGGAUGAAGAUUCGGUAUUUUUGGAUAGUGUGGCUGAUACCGAGGAAGAUUUGCGCCAGAUGAGCAGUGACAGUGAGGAAGCUAGUCUGCAGGACUAUGUGGCAGAUGGUGAUGCACAAGUGGCGCCCAAUGUGGCACAACAGGAAAAUGCCACAGCAGCAGUUGGGGCUACAACCUCAGAGCUAAGAUAUCCUCUGGAGAGACAUUAUAGUCUGGGUGGUGGUGUUGGUGCAACAACACCCGCAACAACAAAUCCAAAUAUAUCCGGUGUACCUGUAACAACUAGUACUGCGGGAACUGUCAAUGCGCGACAACGUCGUUUAUUACUUCAGCGUAAUCGCACCAUUAGUGUGUCUUCCAGUGAUCGUGUGGCAUUGUUGGGUCACCCCUUGAGAGACUUUCAUUCACCCGCCUCAUCUGUGGACUCGAAGCAAAUGCCGCUGGAGACCCACUUUGGUGCCAUCAUCUGUACAAAUAGUCCACCCACACAUCCACGACGGGCCCAGCUUUUGCAACAGUAUAGCGAUCCACAAAGUCAGCCAACGACUACAACUACCACAACUACUACAAACACGACGGAAGACGACACCUGUUCCACGCUCAACACCGAGGUGGGUAUGGGUGUAGAGACGCCGGGCGAGACCAUUGACUUCAUGAUUACGGGUAGCAAUGAGACCAUAGGUUUAAGUACCACCACAAGAGGUUCAAGUCUAACACACCACAGUAGUUUAAAUACUGUGGUGAGUUUUGGUCGCAUUAGUCCUCUGACCGAUAGCGCGCAGACCACAGGACAUGAACGACAAUUUCCACAGCAACGAGAUCGAGAUCAAUAUCAACAAGCACAACCACAGCAACAACAACAACUGCCAAUUUAUACUUCUUCUUCGUCUGCCACUACAUGUGCAACACAACAAACAAUACCCGGCAACAAUACCAAAACCCCCCUAAACACCCAAUAUGAUCCUUGUGCCUCUUCUAUAUCUGAUUCUUUUAUACACACUAAGGAAACCCUAAUAAAAAUGCCUUCUUCUCUUAAGAGCCUGAUUUUACACAAACCUUCCAAAGCAACAAUCUCAGAUCCGACAACCACAACGGCAACACCACGGCCAUCUUCGUCAGCAUCCGCACAACACGAGCCCAUCAAUACAAUAAGUCGCAGUGCCACAGAUUUAGCAUUCGGUGAUAAUUCACCGCAACAAUCGACUAUUUUCUAUUCAGCCCUCGAAGAAACUCCGCUCUAUGAGACGCGACAACAUUCACCAUGUCCAUCGGUAAUGUUGGAAUUACCGUUGAUACGACUACCCACCACUGAGGAGGAUAGUUCAUCGAUCAAAUCGGCGACGGAGUUGAGACGUGAAAGUGAUCUAAGUGCCGAUCACAGUCGUCGCAGUUGUAAAAGUGAUGAGGCCAGCCAUCAGCCACCAUUCGAUCCCAGUCUACCCAGUUCAUCACGUAAAUGGUCCAAAGAAACAUUAUUCUAG